AUGAAUCAAUUUGCUAACGCAAGCAAUCUGCUGAUUACUGGAGGGUCAUUUAGUCAGACUCAGAACAACUACGGCGUACAGAAAGACGCACUUUCCAACCUCGAGAAAUACAUAGCUGAAGAUGCAUCAUUUGACUCUGCAGCAAGGUAUCCGCCCGCUACAUGCCAUCCGGGCACCCGGGAGAAGAUCAUCGAGACUAUCCUGAAGUGGAUCAAGGACCCGAAUCCUGAGAAACAAGCCCUCUGGCUCAAUGGCCCGGCUGGUUCUGGAAAAUCUGCAAUUGGGCACUCAGUUGCGUCAAAGCUGAAGGACGAAUUGGAGAGUCAAAAGUACGGCUCCACCUUUUUCUUUGCAAAGGGCGCUCCAGGGCGCGGAGACGGGAACAAAUUAUUUCCCACCAUUGCAUACGAGCUGGCAACCAUUUUCCCGGAAUACCGGGCGGUACUCAACGCUGUCUUGCAGGAGAACCCUACGCUCCCCAGCAAAUCCAUUCAGAUUCAACUUCAUAACCUGCUUAUCAGACCUCUCCGAAAGGUAUCCCAAUGGCCCCGUCAUCAUCCCGCAGUCAUCAUUGAUGGUCUCGACGAGUGCUCUGGAGGGAUUAAAAUGCAAGUCGCAAUCCUCUCCACCAUUGCCAACGCCAUCAUCCAACACCGCAUUCCACUACGGUUUUUUAUUAUCAGCCGUCCAGAAUACUGGAUUGCCGAUAUAUUCGAGAUCGGGUGCUUCAGCCCUAUAGUUACCCGCCUUUGCCUGCGAGACGACAAUGAGGCUGACGCCGGAAUCACUGUUUACCUACGCGAUGAAUUUAAGAAUAUCUACGACAGGAACAUCGAUGUGAUGCGCUCUAUCCCUCAACCAUGGCCCGAACAACAUAUCAUCGACCGAUUUGUCUGGUCCGCAUCAGGGCAGUACAUAUACGCAUCCACAGUCAUAAAAUUUGUUGGAGAGUCCGAUCAUUGUAUUCCUUCUGAGCAGCUCCGCCUAUUGACUAAAGCAGGACCUCAUGAGGCAUCUGCGUUCUCCGACUUGGAUAGGUUGUAUGCCGCCAUUUUAUCGUCGUACCCACGCUGGGACCCUCUGAAACGCGUGAUUUCCGCCAUCCUGUUGAACUGUUCAAUUUCGGAGGCUGUGAUGGAGCACAUCUUUGAUGUUCCUCAAACAGAGCUGCGUCAAAUUUUGAGGUCAAUGAGAUCUUUGAUUUCCAAAACGCAAUUCAACAGUCCACCGCUUCUGCAGAAAUUGGAACCAAUUUUUGGUUCCCCGGCAUACAAAAAAAAUUGGCUAUGGUUUCAUCACCUCUCUUUUAGGGAGUUCAUAGAGAAUGAUUCUAGAUCCGGGCGUUUCGUGGUUGACAAGCUUUCCACGGGGUUCACGGUGUGGUGUGUGUUUAUAAGGCACCUGAGAGGUCUCCUGCAAGGUGACUCUGCUGUUCAACAAAUACUUAAACAUAUUGGUGUAUCGCAAUAUCGCCAGUGUCUAGAUACAAUGGGUCACAUACUUCUGCCAAAGUACUUUAAUCGCCCCACCAAGUACGGCACCAAGAUCUUGAUUCAAGAAUUUGAAACCUUACUCGGUGGACUUGACAUUGUGUCUCAAACAAACCCCAAAGUUCCCUACGCCAAUUAUGCCGUGUUAAUCCUCGAAAAGCUCAAAAACUUCCUAAAGAAGUGCAUGGGGCUACCUAUGCGUCGAAGGAAACUUUUCAAAACACUUGGAAAUUCGGUUGACCUGGUGCUGGUCACAUUAGCGCAACAGGUCCUUGAGACCACAGCCAUGGAUGAAAAACUUUUCAGUAAACUGGUUACGGAUACUUGGAUUGAUCGCGGUCUACAAUUCAGAAUUGCAACAUUAUGCAAAUAUUCAUAUACGACUGAAGAGUCCAUUGUUCCUGAUCUCCAAAAGAUGAAUGGAGUGGUUACCCUAUACUUCGACAGUGAUAGUGAUUGGGGGAUUGAAAUAGUUCUACACUUUGCCGAACAUCAAACCCACACUGACCUGGAGACUGAUUUACUUUUGGAAUGGGAAGAGGAAAUCCUUUCCAUCCUCGGAACGAUGUUUAGUGACAAUUUUGACACGGACGACCCAGACAUUGGGCAUAUGGUAUAUCUUACAUGCUUCAUAUUAAAUCCACAAAUAUCAGACAUCCGUAACCGUGAUCGUCUGGAGAAUGAAGACAUGAUGACAAUACUCCGUGUUCUAGCUAGUCCAAAUUUUCCUUCAGAACGGAGUUCUCAUCAUGCUCAAUACAUCUUCAUGUCAUUGCGCUGGACCAUCCGACAAUUAUCAGGUUCUAAUAGAAGUGUAAUUGAGCAAACCAACUGCACGCUAAUCGGAGAAAUGGAGGCUGUUAUAAAGGCCAAGUUUCAUGUGCUCGUUGAUCUCUACGCUGCGCCAGCCACGGAAGUCAUGUCUGACAAUGUAUUUGAAAACUUUCCUAUACUGCCUCCCAGUCCGGAUGGCAAAUACGUUUUCAAAUAUAGCAUUCAUGCUGAUGGUUUUAGGUAUAGCGGAUUGACCUACUUCCUUGAGUUUGCGUCGGAGAAUCUUCACGUUCUUCCCCCAGAUAUAUACCCCCAUAUUCCAUCCUUCCUUCUUAAAGCGAUUGUGAUAGCUCUCUACAACAUCGCGUAUUCGAACGUCUUAGCCAGUUGGGAGGAUGAACAGUUAGAUGAAGUUACAGUGACAGCACCUCAGUUGUUCCAACUAUUGCUCCAGUGGAUGUCUUACGCGCUUCCAACAGAAGAGAACCUUAACACAAUCAGGUUGAUGAGCUGUAUAUGGCAUGAAAUCAUCGAAGGCAAUUACGAUCAACCAAUAUUUCCACCCCCCCUUUGUAAUCUUAUUAUGGAGUUCCUGACUAAAUACAGCCCCUCUAUGCUUCCCGGGUCAGAACUCGGUCAUUUGAACUCUUGGCUGGUGAGACUCAGGGACACAGAUCAUCCUAUGGAAAAUGAUUCCACAACAGACGAGGAUAAAUCCGAUGAAGACGAGAAUUCCGCAUCAGACGAAGAGAGUUCAGGUGAUGAAUAG
Molecule: messenger RNA, 3033 nt
Organism: Psilocybe cubensis
Lineage: Eukaryota; Fungi; Basidiomycota; Agaricomycetes; Agaricales; Agrocybaceae
Exons: 5
Coding region: 1-3033 (1010 amino acids)
Source: RefSeq, a predicted model, not a curated record